UGGGAGCAGGUUUUUCGAGAGGAAAAUUGGCAUUCUAAUUUUAACCAUUAGUUUUAAUCGAACGAUCAGUAAUACAUUCACAUUUUUUUGUCCGGAUGAAACAUGGAAUAUCUAUCUACAUAUUUUUGUGGUCUGUUCUAAACAUCCGAACGACAGCGUUUUGACGAUCUCACUCCCUCCCGCCUCGCCUCCACACCAAGCGCGGUUCAUCCCUCAUUCAUCCAGCAGAAACUCCAAGCCAAACGAGGUUCCAAAUGUCAGACUCGUUAUCGACCAUCUACCACCUUAUCGUUCAAUUAUCGGAGUCACUACGAGAAUCUCUGCUGAAAACCCCGUACACUCCGCCGGAAGGCAGUAACUUUUCCGUCAAAUCUGUUCUCCAACCUCUUCUCCUUCACAAACCCUCACCUCAAAACCCUAACUUCGGCGGCGACGACGACGACGACGACCAAAUUCGUUCCUCAAUCAUAAACUUCUGUCUAGCGUGUGCUUUGAUUUCCUCCUCCCAAUCCUCAACCCACGACCUCCUCUCAUGGAUUCCCAAGCACCUCUCAGCUGCUGCCGACUCGGCUUUUCGUCAGCUCUCUGUAGCAUAUUCCGUUUCUUGCGGUGAAAGAAGCAAGAAGAAGAUUGGCGAAUUGGGAAUCAAUUUCGGUUUGCUGCCCGACGAGAAGAGAUUGGUUGUGGAAUUGGUUCCUGAGGUUCUUCCAUUGUUGAAGGACGCGAUCAAACAGAGUUCGAUUGAUAAAUCAGAUGAGUGCAAUGAGUUCUCUGCCGCUACAGCUAGAAUGCCGGUCGGGUUUGCCAUGGUGGCUGCUAAUCAGUUUAGAUGGUUUGUCACACAGAUAGAUUAUCCACAUUUGGGAAAGUUGUGUCCCUUAGUUAUUCCUUGUGGGCUAACGGCUCUCGACCACUGGUCACCAGAGGUGAAAGGGCAAGGCAUGAUUAGCUUUAUACAUAUAGGAAAAAAUGUGAAUGCUGCUGAGCUUGGUUGGUUUGAAGAUGUUAUUCUUGAUGCAUGCUGCCAAAAUAUUGCUUCUAGUGAUGAAAUAUGGCACUUUGUGGUGGAGAUGUCAGUACUUCUCGUUACUUGUAUCCAGCGAAGUAAUCCUCGUAGCUUAUGGUUUGAAAGGAUUCUAAAUGAGAUGUUGAGUCAUUUGGAGCGCCACCCAAGGAACAAGGAGCGCCGUGUUGCAUGGCUUCUACAUAUCGAGCCACUUUUUAAUAGUUUGGGUCUUGUGUUAUUAGCACAUUUUAGGCGCAUUUUUCCUCUUUUCUUUCAGUGGAUGCAUGCUGAUGAUGAUGAGACUGUUCUACUGGUUCUCAAACGAGUUCAGACAGUUAUGAGGUUAACAUGGAUAAGAAAUACACCGCAUGUUGAGAGGUUGGUGGAUGAACUUGCAGCUUUGUAUAAGGAAGCAGCUUUGAGAAGGUCCCGUGGAGAUAUUCGGAAACUUGUUUCUGAGAUAUUGGUCCAGCUGCGCUGGUGCAAAGGCUUGCAGUUUGAAGCAGCUUAUGACAAGCACAAAGAUGAUCCAAACUUGGCCAAUAUGGUUCUCUUUUUAAAUGAAAGAAACACUGAUACGGUUGUCCAGUGAUCUGUGAUCAUGUGCGAGAGGGAUUGAUAUUCUUUUGUGAAGAAUGAUGGUAUGCAGGGUGUGAAUUAUUGAGCGUAACAUGCUGUAAUUAAGCUGAAACACAUUUCUGUAUAUGUAAAUUGGAAUGGGUUCUCUUUCCAUGUUCACGUGAGGCAGUAAUAUGGAUUUGUUUAUUAAAUUUUUUUCUUGAUCGUAGUUUAUUAGAUUAAGUUUGUAUAUUUACAUCAACUUUGUGAAAGAGGAACUUGACUUGGCUCAGUUAUUGACCUCAUCAACUAUUCAUUUCAUUUCAGGUUUUUGGCUA
Molecule: messenger RNA, 1902 nt
Organism: Ziziphus jujuba (common jujube)
Lineage: Eukaryota; Viridiplantae; Streptophyta; Magnoliopsida; Rosales; Rhamnaceae
Exons: 9
Coding region: 255-1598 (447 amino acids)
Source: RefSeq, a predicted model, not a curated record